AUGUUCAAAGCAGCAAUACUUCUUUCCCAACAAUACAAUAUCACAAUUGAUGGAAAAUAUAUUGGAUGGAAAGUAGUACAAACUGCUGGUAAUAUAAUGGGUGGUCUUAGUAGCACUUGUCGAGAAAUCCCUAAUUCAAAUAUUGUUGGUAUUGUGGGUCCUGCAUAUUCACGUGAAGCAGAGGUUAUUGCUGCAUUUGGUGAAAGUAUCAAUAUUCCUGUGAUAUCUUAUUCUGCUACUAAUCCUGAUUUAUCGGAUCGAAGUACGUAUCCUACUUUUUAUCGUACCGUUUCAUCCGACAGUGCAGCUGCAUUAGCAAUGGUAGAACUAUUUACUCGAUAUAAUUGGACAUCAUGCAUAAUUAUUUACCAAAAUGAUGCUUUUGGAUCUGGUGGUGCGAAAAUAAUUAAUGAAGCUUUUAAUGAUAAUAGUUUAGCAGUGAGCCAAAUGAUUAUUUUCGAUAUUAUUUCACUAAGUAUUCGGGGUGAUUUACAGACUAUUUUACUUACUAGUGCAUCACGAAUUGUUAUAAUAUGGGCUAUUGUAGAUUAUACAAAUCUAAUAUUACAAAAUGCACUUGAAGCUGAUGUACUUGGUCCACGAUUUACAUGGAUAUUAAGCAGCAGUAUUGUAUUUUCUUCUUUUAAUGUGACGUCACAGGAAAAAUUAAUUGGAAUAUUGACUGUUGAACCCGUAACAGGAAGUGUGGUGAAUGCGCCUAUAAAUGAUGUAUUAUUAAAUGCAGCCUAUGCUAUCUGGCAACAAUAUGAAUCUGAAUCAUUUCCUGAAAUAGCAAAGGUAGAUUAUUAUGCACUCUUUGCAUUCGAUGCAACUUGGUCAUUUAUCCAAGCAUUACAAAAAUAUUGCUCUACAAUUUCAAAUAAUUCUCCAUCAUGUAUAUCAAUUGCUGAUUCUUCAUUUUGUUUUGAUCGUUAUUUUAUUAAUGGAAAUGAAUUUAUUAAUGCCCUAAGUGCAACUGUAUUUCUCGGUGUAUCUGGUCUUGUACAAUUUUCUGUUAAUGUUACAGAUCGAAAAUAUGGAAUUUAUUAUGUAGCAAAAAACGUUCAAUAUGUUACUGAUGGCAUAGAAGCUAUUCCAGUAUUAGUAUGGUCUAAUUCUAAUAGUUGGAAAAAAUAUACAGACACGAGUGUUAUCUUAUGGCCUGGAAAUACAUUAAUCCCUCCGACUGGUUAUCCAUCUAUAUCAAACGUUAAGUUAAAAAUUGGGGUUUUUGAAGUACAUCCAUUUACAAUGACACAAAAUAUUAUCGAUAAUUCUGGACGAAAUUAUACAAAAAGAAUUGGUUUUAUACCGGAUCUUAUUGAUCUUUUAGUCAAUAAGAUGGAAUUUAUUCCACAGAUUACAGUAGUACCAGCAAAUUCCACUUAUAAUAGUUUAGUUGAUGCAGUAGCUAAUGGUGUUUUUGAUAUAGUUGUAGCAGAUUUGACAGUUACAUCAGCACGAAGUGAAAGAGUCAGUUUUUCGAGUUCAACAUUUGAUAAUUCAUUACGUGUUAUUACUCGAAAAAGACUUGCAGAAAGUACAAAUUUGAUGGCAUUUUUAAAACCAUUAUCAGUGAAAGUAUGGAUGGUUCUCUUAGCAGCUACUAUUUGCACCGGUUUUUUAAUCUGUUUAUAUAAACGACAAGACAAUGAAGCGUUACAAAAUAGAUCAAUUAUUGGUUCAAUUGCCAUGAGCAUUUGGUACUGUUUUGGUAAUGUGGUUGGAUAUGGUGUAGAUUUUGACGUAAGAACGGCUGCUGGACGUUUAAUAACGGCUAGUUUAUAUAUGUUAAGUUUGGUCAUAAUAGCAACAUAUACGGCAAACUUAGCAUCUAAUUUAACGGCUUUAAAAACAAAAGAUAUUGUUUCAGGAAUUGAUGAUAUUAAAAAUGGAAAGGUAUCAUAUAGUCGUGUUGGUAUUGUUAUUAAUUCAUCGAUUGAAGAUUAUUAUUUACGAGAAAUCUCGGGAGGAAUUAGAAAUUUUUAUCCAUUAAUGAAGGAAAAGGAUAUAUAUACUAGUUUGUUAAAUAAUAUCAUAGAUGUAGCUGUUAUGGAUGGCGGGGUUUUAGAAUAUGCAACGUCGACUAUUUAUUGUAAUUUAACUAUAGUUGGUACAGGUUUUGAUCAAAGUAUAUUUGGUAUUGCUAUGCCUAAACAAUGGUUAUACGAAGAAGCUUUGGAUUUUAAUAUAUUAUCAUUAAGAGAAUCAGGUGAACUUGAUAAUUUAAGAAAAAAGUGGUUUCAAGGUAGUGCUUGUUCAGAUUCACCUGAUGUAUCUACUAGUAUGGGUAUUGAAUCAACGAGUGGUUUAUUUAUCAUAUUUAUAAUUCUUUUGAUUCUCUCAUUAUUAUUAUAUAUAUGGGAAAAACGGCAUUACAGAAAAAUUAUCUUCGUACGUUAG
Rotaria sordida is the source of this 2403-nucleotide messenger RNA. Lineage: Eukaryota; Metazoa; Rotifera; Eurotatoria; Philodinida; Philodinidae. The record is from the annotation of a GenBank genome assembly.